CCACACACACUCAGAGAACCACGCACUGGGACUUGUCUCAAAGCACGAAUGGCCAUCAACCUAUAAAUCAACGAAAUGUAGAUGAUUCGGAGGAGACCAAACCGAAGGACAUUUCUCUUUUUUUUUACCACUCAUCUAUAUUGUAAAAAUAUGGCACGAACACAGUCAGUCUUUGCAACUGCAUCGCACAGCAAACCGUUAGUCGCUCAAGCAGCAGAUGCCUGCCGACAUUGUAUACGCGACUUGGACUUUGCAGGUAUUGAUGGCCCGGACCUGCGAGAAGCUAGCUACCUUCUAGAAGAUGUCGACUUACAACUCCGCGUCCUGGAGCUGUACCACGAUCAGUAUUUCGACAAUCCAAAAUGGAGACACAAUGCUGUUGCAGGCUGUCUCAGUUCACUCCUUGAGUAUUUCGAUACUAUGACAUUGAAUAACUGCGACGCUGCCGUCAGCCAAGGCAACGAAUUAAAGGCGUUCAAAAUGCGGGUGAAAAGGGGCCUUUGUGACUUGAGAGAGCAAGCCAGAAAAUUGGACAAAACACUCGGCUUUCUUUCAGGACCUGAGGAAAGUGGAGGUUUUCCACUGCCAGAUGCAACGAAUUCUAGGAAUGUGCCUUCAGGUGGGCUGACUUUGCUGGCUGUUGAUGGUGGAGGCGUUCGGGGACUGGUCAGUCUUCGAAUCCUAAAAGCCAUUAUGGAUGAGGCCAAUAGAGAGAAUGGGACAAGCAAAGCAAAGACGCCGGCGGAGUGUUUUAAGCUUGCUGGAGGAACAAGUACGGGGGGCUUGAUCUGCAUUAUGCUCUUUCGAUUAAGCAUGUCGAUCGAUGAAGCGAUAACGGCGUACAAAUCAUUGUCACAAACCUUGUUCCAGCCCAGCUUCAUCUCUAAAUAUUUAGGCGGUGCCUACAUCAGAACGAUGUUUGGCUUAUCUUGGUACGAGGGCUCGUCGCUCGAGCAUGCAGUCCGAGACGAGGUCGUUGCUCAGGGGCUAGAUCCAAAUGCUACUUUGCUGGACCACAGCUCUGUGCCAGGCACAGAAGGGUGUCAAGUCUUUGUCACUUCCGUCAGGUCAAGGGACAACUUCGCUCUUCGCUUUCGCUCUUACAGAUUUCCCGAUGGUUCACUGCCAACAUACAGUUCGGCUACCAUCAUUCAGGCUGCUCGCGCGACAUCGGCGGCGCCCUUUUAUUUCCCCCCAGCAACGAUAGGUAGGACGGAGUUCUGGGAUGGAGCACUAGCAAACAACAAUCCCGUGGAUGAACUCUGGGCUGAGAAAAGCCUGUUGUUUCCCCGCUGGAUAACAGAUAAGCCGGUUGUCAAAUGUGUGCUGAGUCUGGGAACAGGAAGAUUUGACCCUUCGCGAAAGAAGCGGAGCUGGAUUGCGUCACAUCCUGCCAUCUCCAAGGGAGCGCAGCUGCUGGAGAACCUGACCAAUGUCGAAAACGUGCAUCGCAGAUUUGACCAGCUGAUGAGGGCCGAGGGAGUGUGGUACUUCCGGUUCAACCCGCCAACCACAGAGGAUGUUGAUUUGGCCGAGUACAGAGAGGAAAAGCUGGCUGGGUUGGAGGCCGACGUGGAGAGGUAUCUGGAGAGGCCCCAUAUUAAGGUGAUGCUGAGGCUUUGUGCUCAAUUGCUGGGCUGA
Podospora bellae-mahoneyi is the source of this 1641-nucleotide messenger RNA. RefSeq names its product Calcium-independent phospholipase A2-gamma (gene PNPLA8). The transcript has 6 exons. NCBI's taxonomy places the organism in Eukaryota, Fungi, Ascomycota, Sordariomycetes, Sordariales, Podosporaceae. The coding region runs from base 82 to 1641 and encodes 519 amino acids. Gene Ontology annotation, biological process: arachidonate metabolic process. Gene Ontology annotation, cellular component: membrane. The record is from RefSeq and is a predicted model, not a curated record.